AUUAUGUAACUCCAACAUUGAAGCUAUGUAUUGGUCUGUGCGCAAACUUGACUCUAUUAGGUGGCUGGUAUGGAUGACUAAGAAGUGUAACCCUUGUAAGUCGCAUUUGUUUUCGCAACAGCACCUUGACAACCGUUCCCAAAGAAAACAAUACUAGAAUCAGUCAGCAGAAAGACGACUUCGAUAGAUCGAGGCCUGCGCUCGCAGCGCCACCAUACUAACAAGCCUUAGGUACUAAAUAAUAUAACAGGUAAAACAGCAAGUGAAUGCAAUAAAAGUGACAUUGGGGGAGGUUUCGCGUUCCUUUCGUCUCUUCUCGUUCCCUUGCCUUAAUAUCCAUCCAAACUUCAAAGGGGUGCUCAAAGAAACAGCCUUUACACUCCAUUCCCGAGUCGACAUCCAAUCAAUCUCUCUUUACCCUCGACUACGAGGUACAUAAUACAACCUCCAGCCAAUAUGUCUUCGACCAAAUCGCAGACGGCCGUCACGACUCCCAAGAAGUCAACACCCGCGACGCCGCCAGUCACAGACAGCCCUGGCACGUGGCACCAUCCGCGCCUCCACGAAAUCACCCGCCGACAAGAAGCCACCAACUUCACGGAGAAGAACAUCAAACGCAUUGCUGUCAAUGUUCUUGUCCUUAUAGCAUGCGUUGCUGUGCAUACUUUACUCGCGCGAUGGCUACCACCUAGGAAAACGUUCCCUUACUCUGUUUGGUGGUACACUAGAUGGAUAUACCGAGCAAUCCUCACCAUACCCCUUUUCAAUAUCGGUACCAAUUUACUACCCCUAGUCAGACCAAAGGAUGACCUCUCCGACAUCCCCUUGACGCCUGGUCAACGACGGUUACUCGGUCUACCUUCUUGCAACGCGCCGCCGACACCUGGCUCCGUAUAUAGCACACCUCCGCGCUACGCUCGAACCCCUUCGAUCUCUGGUUCAGCAGGUAGCAAGCGUAGCUUCUCAAGCUCGCCACGAAGUCCUGCCUCGAACUACGGUAGUCCCAACGGUAAUGGGGGAAGCGGAGGUUUCAGCGGAUUGGCAUCGCCAGGAAGCCCGCUGCUUCAGAAGGCUAUGAACGGAGCGCGUCGCUCUUCGUUAGGAUCUUUAGGUUCGCCUAGUCCCAUGGGUCAGAGCACAGGCUCGUUUUUCGGAGUUCCAGAUAGCCCGACACCGAACCCAUCUGCAGGAAAGAGAAGCACCGUCGGUCUCAACAGCAAGUGGCUUUAUGAAAGAGGACGAGAUCGUAGGAGUUCGUCGGGUAAUGCUUGGCUGUACACCUAAGAUAAGGGUAAGCAGUGUAUGAUAUGAGUUACUGGGUCUUGGUGCAUUUUAUGAGCUCUUACUUGCAUGAAAUAGGCAUAGACAUCAAUACGAACGAAAUUAAUGCAGCAUCAGGUGUUUUACGGCAUGUUGGUUAAUGGUAAAGAGCAUGUUUAAGCAUAGCGUCUAGUUCUAGCUACCACGAUAUAGGAUUCGAGGGCUAUUUACGUGAAAAUUAUUUAGUUACGCUUUAUUCUAAUAAAUAGUUGAAGAUCCCGACUACUGAAUUAUUCGGUCGCAGAAGAGAUCCAUCAUAUUGCC
Hypoxylon trugodes is the source of this 1584-nucleotide messenger RNA. Its product is annotated as NPCC-domain-containing protein. The transcript is spliced from 2 exons. Gene Ontology annotation, biological process: protein import into nucleus; spindle pole body duplication. Lineage: Eukaryota; Fungi; Ascomycota; Sordariomycetes; Xylariales; Hypoxylaceae. The record is from RefSeq and is a predicted model, not a curated record. The coding region runs from base 457 to 1284 and encodes 275 amino acids. Gene Ontology annotation, cellular component: nuclear pore transmembrane ring; nuclear outer membrane.